Messenger RNA from Clunio marinus, 225 nucleotides. The record is from the annotation of a GenBank genome assembly. Lineage: Eukaryota; Metazoa; Arthropoda; Insecta; Diptera; Chironomidae.
AUGACGAUUCUCAAAGUGAAAAGCUUCCAACUUUCUCCUUCAUCAGCACAAAAGUUCUCGUUCACUUGCACACAAAUCCGACUUUUUAUGACUGCCAAUUGCGAACUAUUUGUUAAGCACGUUCAAUGCACAGCACUUUCACAUAAAAAAGUAAAGACUGAAGAACAUCAACAACGGCUGAUGAAGGAGAAAACUUUUUUCUGUCGAUUAACAUUGCUGAGGUGA